Molecule: messenger RNA, 2871 nt
Organism: Achroia grisella
Lineage: Eukaryota; Metazoa; Arthropoda; Insecta; Lepidoptera; Pyralidae
Gene: Mad1
Product: mitotic spindle assembly checkpoint protein MAD1
Exons: 14
Coding region: 166-2334 (722 amino acids)
Biological process (GO): attachment of mitotic spindle microtubules to kinetochore; mitotic spindle assembly checkpoint signaling
Cellular component (GO): mitotic spindle; kinetochore; nuclear envelope
Source: RefSeq, a predicted model, not a curated record
UUCGCAGUUCACUUCAAUCUUCAAUCAAAUCAAUUUUCAUUCUCUUUUUGACGCAGUUCAUUCAUGCUUUCUUGCAAUAUCUGGUAAUGUUUUUGUAUUUGUAGUUUAUUAAAGUUUUGUAGAAAAUGUACAAGAACUAACCUAUAGGAAGUUAAUUUUGCAAUAAUGGCUAAAGAAGGUGACAUGUCACUUUUCAAUGAUGUGCUGGAACCGUUUAGGAGGGUUAUAAAUACUGACCCGCCAAAGGAAAAACUGUCGGCGUCUUCAAAAUUGAAUUUCUCCGAUACCAAUCAAUCUAUAAAAGAAGGUCUAUCUAACCUUCUUUCUUUGGGUAAAAGAAAGUCAAGUAUUGGAGCGGGGGAAGUUACUACACCAGAUAAAAGGAUACGUACCGAAGCCUCAUCUAACACAGUAUCCGUUCCCCCAUCUCCAUGGGAAGCGAAGAAGAUGAAGAUUGAUUUAAUAGCAGCUAAAGCUCAGAUCACAAGGCUUGAGGCUCGUGUGAACCACCAACAUACUAUUCGCAAGGAAAUGCAGAUCUUGUUUGAAGAGGAAAAAGUGUCUCUUAUAGAACAGCAAAAAAGGGAUGAGCGUGCUAUAGCUGAUAUGGAAGAGCGGCUACAAAUCAUAAGACGCAGGGAACAAGAACUUAAAGAUGAAUUUAGUGAAGCCUCAAAAGAACAUAGAGAAAUGAAAGCAAAUUGGGAUAGAGAUAAAGGAGAGCUAUUGAAACAAAUUGCAGAUUUAAAAAAUAAACUAUUGGAGGCAAAUGUUAGCAGUAAAGAUCAGCUCUCGGAGAUGAAGAAAGAUAUGGAUGAGCUGUUACAAGCACUAGAGGGUGCACAGUCAGAAGUAGAGAUACUUAAAAAAGAGGUUACAAGACAAACCAACAGAGCUGAACAAUGUACAUCACUGAGAACGCAACUUGAAAAACAGACUUUUGAGCUACAACAGGUCACAAAUAAGUUGAAAGAACUAGAGUAUGAGAAAGACUCAUAUAAAGAUUGGCAACAGCAAUCAAAGACCGCACAAAAACGCCUCAGCAAUAUGGCGGAAUUAGAGAAGGAAGUGACACGUCUUCGGGCUAAUGAGAGAUCACUUAGAGAUGCUGUGUGCAACAAAUUGCUAUUAGAGGAACAAGUCCAUGUGCUCACUACAAAAGUGGAGGCAUUACAACCAGUGCAACAGAAACUACAUGAAGCUAAGGUUAAAAUUGCGGCUUUGGAAACAUCAUUAGAAGAGUGGAAGACAGCAGCCCGUAACCACGGCGUGGAGAACGCUCGUGCCCUCUCAUCCGCACUUGAAUCUGCUCUUACCAACCAACUCACAGCUACUGCUGGCUGCUCGCAAGCUCAGUCACAAUUAGCUCAACUCACUGAGGAAGUGGCGACAGCUAAAUACGAGCGCGACAAGACUGCAACAAAAUUGAACGAUCUUCAAACGGUACGCAAGAACCAGGAGAGUCUCAUACACAGGUUACAGAAAAGAUUGCUGCUCGUCACUAGAGAAAGAGACAGCUAUAGGCAACAGCUGGACUGCUAUGAGAAGGAGUUGACGGUGACGUUGUCUGGGGAAGGCGGGGUGGGGGGCGCGGCGCUGGCGGCGGCUCGCAUCGAACAGCUGGAGAAGUCGUUGCAGUCCUACCGCGACCUGCUCGCCUCGCUCGACCAGACUGCGCACACCAAGCAGGUGGAGAGUCUCCGUGCAGAAGUGAACAAAUGGCGCGAAGAAGCAGAGUCGUUGCGGCGUGACGUACAGAAGCUGCACGCGCAGCGUGACGUACUGCACGCGCACCUCGAGCGGUUGCACGCGCACCCGCCCAACGACAACACCAAGGUGCUUCAUCUAACGGACAAUCCAGCUGCAGCUGCGCAGAAACAAAUUCAAACCGACUUAGAAGCAGCGCAAGAGGAGAUAAAAAGACUGACCGCAGCAUUGCGAGAGGGUGGGAGCGUCGCGUGUCCGGAGGAAAUGCAGCAGUUGCGACAACAACUUGAAAAUAGCCGUAUUAAAUUAAAAAGAAUGAAAGAAGAAUACACAUCGUGCGCCCAAGAAUACAAAGAUGUUGUCUAUAUGUUAUUAGGUUAUAAAAUUGAUAGGACUGGGCAUAACAAUUAUAGAAUUUCAAACAUGUACGCAGAAUCUGCGGAAGAGUAUUUAACAUUCACUCUGUGUGAGGAUGGUAUAGAAAUGGUGCAAACUGACUAUGCGGAAACGCUGUCCGAGUUGGUGGAACUCCAUCUACAGCAUCACCGGUCUAUACCACUAUUUCUAAGUGCGCUCACCAUGAACUUGUUUACGAGAACCACAAUGCAACAGGACGAACUCGAGUGAAGUGCUAGUGUUUGUGUAUCGGCCAAAAUUACAUAGGUGUUUACAUUUUUUUAAUAUUAAUUUUAAGGACUACAUAGGUUUUUCAAUGUAUACCACAGUUUUACAAUUAUGCAGUUGAAUGGAUGAUACUAGACUGCGUCAAUGAAGCUUAAAUGCGUUUUUUAAAUGAUGAUGGAAUAGUGAACCGCUUGAGCUAGCGCUAUGUUGGCGAGGUACCGUAUAAAGGUUGAUCCGAUAGGUUACAUUUGGGGCUAUUAGACUACCUCCUUUAGCUAUCGCUUAAACGUGGUUAGUUCAUCGAAACUGAGUGCGGAACGCGCAUGAACGAAAUUGGAAAUAAUUUAAUUUAUAUGAACUUAUCACUUCUUUAUUUUUAGUCUGGGCAGAUCUACAUAAUAAAUUAAACGAAAAUUAUUUGUUUAGGUGAUGUUACAGGUCUUUACUAUUUAAAUAAUCCUUUCAUGACUACUAAACUAAAUUAAUUAUUAAAUAUAAGAGCUUCUCUCUCGUCAGUGUAAUCUUCUUGGUAUAAUACAC